Molecule: messenger RNA, 7971 nt
Organism: Gavialis gangeticus (Gharial)
Lineage: Eukaryota; Metazoa; Chordata; Crocodylia; Gavialidae
Gene: CSNK1G1
Product: casein kinase 1 gamma 1
Exons: 13
Coding region: 333-1712 (459 amino acids)
Biological process (GO): endocytosis; peptidyl-serine phosphorylation; positive regulation of canonical Wnt signaling pathway
Cellular component (GO): nucleus; cytoplasm; plasma membrane
Molecular function (GO): ATP binding; protein serine/threonine kinase activity
Source: RefSeq, a predicted model, not a curated record
AAACAACUACCUGACCUGAGCUGCUUGAAGAAAUCUGCAAAGUAGAACUAAUCAUUAACCACAUACUGCAAGACAGUAGGUUCUAAAAGACCUGCCUUGCUGACUUCUCUUGGAGGUAAUCGACCACGUGGGUAUGCGGGGGAGAUGCAUUAGGAACCUGAAUAUGGUGCCAAAAGACCUCCAUACAUUUCUAUGACUCUGUUGUAACCUGACUCAGUGAUACUUUUGGAUAUAUAUAUGUAUAUAUAAUAUUUCUAUGCUAAGGAGAAGAGUGCAUACUCCCAGUUCAGUUCUGCCAGUCCACUGGCAGAGAUUUUUUUCAUUGUAAGAUCAUGGACCAUUCUAACCGGGAGAAGGAUGAAAGGCAGCGGACAACAAAAGGAAUGGCAGGGCGGAGUGGACAUAGUUCUCGACCAUCAAGUUCCACUACAUCCUCUGGUGUACUUAUGGUGGGACCCAACUUCAGAGUGGGCAAGAAGAUAGGGUGUGGCAACUUUGGAGAGCUACGACUAGGAAAAAAUCUCUAUACCAAUGAAUAUGUAGCGAUCAAACUGGAACCCAUAAAAUCCCGUGCCCCACAGCUCCAUUUAGAGUACAGGUUUUAUAAACAACUUGGCAGUGCAGCUGAAGGUCUUCCCCAGGUGUACUACUUUGGACCAUGUGGAAAGUACAAUGCCAUGGUACUAGAACUGCUUGGUCCCAGUUUGGAAGACUUAUUUGACCUCUGUGACAGAACUUUCACUUUGAAGACGGUAUUAAUGAUAGCCAUCCAGCUGAUCUCUCGAAUGGAAUAUGUGCAUUCAAAGAACCUCAUUUACCGAGAUGUCAAGCCAGAAAACUUCCUUAUUGGCCGGCAAGGCAAUAAGAAAGAACAUGUCAUUCACAUCAUAGACUUUGGAUUGGCGAAGGAGUACAUUGAUCCUGAAACCAAAAAACACAUACCUUACAGGGAACACAAGAGCCUAACUGGAACCGCAAGAUACAUGUCCAUCAAUACACAUCUUGGCAAAGAACAGAGUCGGCGUGAUGACUUGGAAGCUCUUGGCCAUAUGUUCAUGUAUUUCCUUCGCGGCAGUCUGCCCUGGCAAGGACUGAAGGCUGACACUUUAAAAGAGAGGUAUCAGAAGAUUGGGGACACAAAGAGAAACACGCCAGUUGAAGUUCUCUGUGAGAACUUUCCAGAGGAGAUGGCUACAUACCUUCGUUAUGUCAGGCGAUUAGACUUCUUUGAAAGACCGGACUACGAUUAUUUACGAAACAUCUUCACAGACCUAUUUGAAAAGAAAGGCUACACAUUUGAUUAUGCCUAUGACUGGGUUGGCAGGCCAAUUCCUACUCCAGUGGGGUCUGUUCAUGUAGAUUCUGGAGCAUCUGCAAUAACCCGAGACAGCCAUGUACAUAGGGAUCGACCAUCGCAGCAGCAGGCUCUUCGAAAUCAGACUGCAUCAUCAGAUCGCCGAGGAGAGUGGGAGAUUCAGCCAAGCCGGCAGACAAAUACCUCGUACCUGACAUCUCACUUGGCUGCGGAUCGGCAUGGAGGAUCCGUUCAGGUGGUCAGCUCGACCAAUGGGGAACUGAAUGUUGAUGACCCAACAGGGGCACAUUCCAAUGCUCCAAUCACAGCACAGGCUGAGGUGGAAGUGGUGGAGGAAGCUAAGUGCUGCUGCUUCUUCAAGAGGAAAAGGAAGAAGACAGCCCAGCGACACAAGUGACCAGUGCCUCUUGGGGCCUUGCAGGAACUUGAUCUGCACCUGCAGCUCCUGCCAUGUCUUACUGAAAGGGGCUUCUCUCUAGGGGUGAGGAGGCAGCCGAGGAAGAGAAAUGUGACGUUUUAAACCAAAAAGAGAAGAAGAAAACGUUCCAAAACAAACCAAUCGGGGUGGAUCUGCUGAAUGGUCUCCCCAUUCACUCCAAGCCUGAGGCUUUUCUGGUGAUCAGGACUGCAGCUGGCUCAGGCCUUGGUUUGCCCUGUGGGAAGGUGGGCUGGCUGGCUGACCCUCCUCCCCACUGUUUACCGCAGAAAGCAUCAUUCACACCAACCUGAGGACUAUGCUUUGUUUCCUGCUCACUUUACUCCCCUUCCUAUGCUCUCUGCUCCUCCAUUCUCCUCCCUCCCCAAUAAAAAUACUCCAGAAGGCUUAAUUGGCUACGGAGAAGGUGAGAGAAUGCCAUCUGGGCAGGGGAGAGAGGUGUGGGCAAAGGGCCUGGCUGGGACAGGGGAAAAUUUUCACCCCCUCCUUCCUCUAAAGUCCCUUUCAGUGUCAGCCUCUACUGCCAGCCUCGCCAGGUACAGCAGUGGGACACUAGUUCCCUUGUAGGUUCCUUGGGAACAGUUACUGUAGCACGCAAGCUGUGAGAAAUUUGCUAUCUACUGUUCCAGUCUUAUUUUUUUUUUCUGGCUUCUGUGACACCUCCCUUGUCCAAACGGUAAACAGAGCAAUGUGGAUUGUUUUACAGAAACUGACAUUGUUGCACUUUUUAUUAUUUUUUUUAGUGUUACAGAUGCAUAUUGUGUCUGUAGAUUUUUUUUUGCAUGGAUGACUGAUGCCAGCACAGACAGACAUUUAGCUGGGAAUAUGGUGGGGUGCAAAGAAUGCCCUCAACUUAUGGUUUGCUCACAUCAAAACAAACCAACCCUAGUGCCGGUCUGGGGUUCCCAACACCCCCAACCUUGAGGGAAGCAUACUUGAAUUUUCAAUCAUCCAUUUUAGCUGCCAGUGAAUGGUCCCUAUCAUGGUUUCCUACACAGUGCCUAACCUGACCAGCUUGGAGCUGAAAGGCACUAGCUUGGUAUUGACAGGACGGAGAGGCAUCCCAUUUGCUGAGCUUGGAGGAGUUUGCUUUGGAUAGAGAAGCAGAUAUGGAUUCAGGAAACCAGAAACCUGAUGUUUCCCAAACUGCAAACCUGUGGCUGGGUGGCCGUGUAGCCUUCUUGGAUGGUUCCUGGGAGGGUGAUUUUUUUUUUUUGAUAUUAUUUUUUUUGGUAAGCACCUUCAAUGAUGAAAUCUUAACAAGAACAAAGCUGCCCUAGCAGGGAGGGAGCAGACACUUCACUGCCUUACAAUGACUUUUCUCCUAGUGAUAAAACAGGUUCCUUGAAUUGGACCUUGUGCAGGCUUUGCAUCUGCUCUGCAGCUUGCCUAGGUCUGGGAACACCAGCUCAGUCCUGUCUGCUGGGCCUGGAGCGCACACACCAUGUGUUCCUCCCUGGAGGGGGGGCCAAAGUUUUAAUGUACAGCUUUUGAGCCAAGCUAAUACUUGGCCAAGGGCUUGGGGCACUCUGCACAAGUGUGGGGAAAAAAGGAGAAAAAAAAAUCUUGCACCUCAGUGCAGGGAUUGUUGAAGUCAGAGGAGGCUGCAUUACCCCUGGGGACAGUGUACUGGGUGUUGCAUGUGGCCAGGUUUGCAGGAGCUAAACGAGCUUUUUUUUCCUUUUUUUUUUGUGUGUAGGCUGUGAAUUGCUUUGCCUGUGUGCAUUCUCUGUCCUGAUGGGAUUGGACCACUCGCUUUAGAGGCUUAGUUUUCCAUGUAAUUGGGGCAUCCCCACCCCAGUGCCUGAAUUCUCUGCAGAGGAUGAAGGGCGGGAAGGCAGAAUCCAAACCCGACAUCCUGUCUCUUCUAAAUUGCAAUCCAGUUGCCUUUCCAUGUCCUUACCAGCACUUGCUGAAAGGGGGGUGGCAGGAGUGUAGCCUGGCUCCCUGGCCUGGGAAGGAGAGGGAGGAAUCAUUGUUAACAGGGGAAAUCUCUGGAAGAUGAUCUCUCUUCCUUCCAGCAGGUGAACUUUGUUAUCCAUGGUGGGGGCUGUAGUGUGGAAAGACACCUCUUUUCCUAGUGAGGAUUCAGGUCUCUGAGAAUCCCUUAGGGGAUUUCUUAGCUGUUAGCCAUUUUCUGCAGAAGUAUCUUAAUGCCUUAUUCUAAUGGAAAGAAGGCAGCUAUAGCGGAGUGCUUGGCUGUGCUUUCUCCUCUCCCCUGCCAGGGUGGAAGCUGAGCUGCAGGCUGGCUUGCUCUUUAUUUGCUAACCCGCCAAGAGAUGUUUAUAAAACUUUUUAAUUCUGCAAACUUUUUUCUUUUCAGUGUAAUGGGGGAUGGAGAAAGGACUGUCCAUCUCCUUCAGGUGUGAAUGCAUGAAUGACCUGAGCUCUUUUCUUUCUCCCAGAAGAGAAGGAGCAAUUUAACCACUCAGUUUUGCUGUUUGUUCCUUCUCUUUACUCCUGCCUCCCUUCCCCCCCUCCUGAACUCUUCCUCAGCUACUGGCUUCCCAAAAGCCAGUCCGUCUGAAAUUAGCUUAUUUCCUCAUACCCUUGCUGUAGGAAACCAUGGUUUGGCAUCUUGGGAAGAAGGAGGAGCAGGGAUUUGUGGGGAGGACAUGGUUGUGUACUCCCAGCUCUGAAAAAAAUUGUGCUGGGCUCUGAGACACUUGCAUUACUGCCCUCCCAAACCCCACUAAGUGCCUGUCACCAAAACUCAAUUCCUUCUGCAUUUUCCUGCCAUUGUGAGUCAUUCCUAGUUGCUUCCAAUCAGGGAGUAGCUUGUCGUUUGCAAGUGUACAUGUGUGCGUGUAUGUAUGGGGGAGUUGUCGCUACAUUUGUUUUUUCUUCUUAAACAUUUUUAAGUGAAUGUAUUUGGUUAGAAACUUUCCUGACUGUUUUUUAAGUGGGUCAGUUUGAAAGUCAUUUCAUAUUGACCUUGCUACUGCUUAGUUCUGGGGAUUUAAUAUCCUUUUAAUCCUAGGAUACUGUGUAUGUGAGGAAGGAAACCUUUCCCCAAGGCAUUCUGGUAAUGCUCACUUAUACCUUGCUCUCUUGCACUAUGGUCAAACAUUGGACUUUUUAAAAGGGCAAAGGAUAUUUAAAAAAAAAAAAAAAAAAAGCGGGUAAUCAGUAGUCCUAUUCUAAGGAAACUACUAAACCCAGGAAGUUCCAGGGCUGACUGAUAUGAGCCAGAUCAAACAGGCCCAUCAUAUGGUAGGAAUUAGAGCAUUAAACCCCACCUAUAUCCCCCUGCCUCUCCCCUUUCCUCUGUGAGCUAAUGUAUUACUUGGUAUAUACCUGUAUUCUUCUGAGAGAGUGAGGGGGAGGAUCUCUGAUCACAGCUGGCUAAUGGAGCUGCUUAGUGGGAAUGUCAGCUUAGGUGUCCAGUGCUUCCUUUGCAUGGUCUGAAACCACAGCUGGGGUUUCCAGAUACAGCUCCCUUAUAGCUGGGAUCCAUCCAUGUUGCAUUGCAGCCUCCUGAGGUAUCAAGUGAGGUUUUCAAUAAAAUAUUGCACUGCUGUAUUGUAUUCCAUGUAUAGAUGUAUUUAUUACCCCUUCCUGAGAACACUCACUCAUUUACAAAAGUGCUUUCCUUGCUUCAGGCAGGCUCCCUUGGUCACUCUUCAAUCCUGUGUUGAAGCUCUGAACACCUCUUUAAAGGGGCAGUUUUAACACAGGAGCUUUCUAAAUGCUUUUUCUGUGCUUUAAAGCCAUGAACACUCCAGCCAUAUCACGCUUUGAUAUGGAAUGCUGAAACUAGCCCUCUUCUCCCUGUCUUCCCUAGUUUAAUUUCAUACAUCCCUGGUGAUGGAGAGCAGGCUUCACUCACUGUUUGUUAUGUUAAGAUUCACUGCUGAUACCCAAGAGAAUAUGAACUAACCAUAAACAGGCUAACCACAAAGAGUGUAAUCCAUGGGCCUUGCAGAAAAGCAUCUGUACCUACCUUCUUCAUGGCAAAGCAUCAACUGUCUUCCCUAAAUUGUAAGAGCACUACGUUCUCUGGGCCAAUACACUACAAAAGGGCUGUGCAACUUUGACAGUUGAGAAUCCAGCAACUGCAGGUCCUCUUGCUCUAGCUGAGCUCUGGGUGCCCUCCAGCUUUAUCAGACUCUAUGAUCACAGCAGGUGCAACAUUGUGAAACCCCAGCCCAGGGUGCGCUUGUGCCUGCUGGCUGAGCACGUGCUUCCUCAGGAAGUUUGUCCCAUAACAUAGCUCUGUUGCACAUGAAGCGGGGAAAAGGGGAUGUGCAGCUACUUGGCCGAACACUCUGCAUUCUCCAGUCAUUGAAAUGAAUUGGCUAAUCUACUGAACUGUCAUAAUUAGGAGGCUUCCCAGCAUGCAAACAGCGAUUGCUUAUUUAUUCUCCAUAGUGGUAGGGGGGCAACGUUCAGUAAAACAGUGGCUCCUCCCUAUUAACCAAAAAGCAUCACCUUAAGGUAGCUUUCUGUAUAUUUAGGCAGAAGCAGCACAUGUUGUUCUGUCGGUGGCGAUUCUGUGUUAGUAUCUGUUUCAAUAGCAAGGUCUGCUUCAUUGGAAGCCUCGCUCCUACUUGAUUACAGUCUUAAAUAUAAUUACUUUUUCCUAUGAACUUUAUCUCCUACUUUCCAAAAACCCACUGCUUCCAGGGACACUACUUCUCUGGGAAGAAAAAACCUCAGCAACUAUUCCCCCAGGCCUCUCAAAACCUGCAUCCAUACCAGGCAAUUCCUCUCCCUUAUGGUCUUUAUCUGUUUUCAAAUACAGAUUAGGCAGCAGUAACUUGCAGUAUUCUGCUUUGAGCUAGGAUUCUGGCUGAGCUUGUUUAGUGACACCAGUGAAAGCAGGGCCAGCUGGGCACUGCUGAUUUGGGCACACUUUGGUUAUGUUUGUUUCAGAUUUGUUGUGUUUUGUUUUUUUCUUUUUAAGGGAGGAGUAUUUUUCCCCUCCUUUUCCCGCAAGGGAACUGAAUGUCUAGGAAUAAUGCAUAUACAACUAGAGCUGCCACCUUGUGCUCUUGCUAGAAACCUGCUGAAGUUACUGACUGUGGCAGAACUCUGCUAUUUUUUCCACAAAAAUGCUGGAGUUUCCAGAAGUCUCUCCAACCUGCUUACAGGCCUACUUCAAGCACUUCUCAAGGAGUGGAGUUGGUUUGUAAUCCAAGGCUCAAUUACAAACUUCUAAGCAAAGCAGGUAUCUCAUCCCCUUUGGCCUCUUGCAGGCUGCACAGUGGCUAGCAGUGCCAUACCCUUACUUUUUUACUGUACUUUACAGGUCACAGCUGCUCAAAUGUCAGGUUCACUCAGUUACUUCUCCAGCUAAUUGACUGCAAUAUAUUUUUGGGGGCUCCCCAUCAGAUUUCAAUUAAAUGGUUGUACAACAGCUAAUGGUCUAUUUGAGUAGAGAACCUGAAAAAUGUAUUUCCUUGCAUUAAGAAUCUCCAGUCCAGUAUUCAUGUAAGAUUGUGUUAAAUUUGACCUCCAGGUCUGGAAUAAACAGCAGAGACUUUGUGUGCGUUUCUAGCUUGACUGACCAAACGUAAGCUGCUUGGACCAAGAUCUUUCCUUCCGUAUUCCUCUCCUUAGUUUUUACUGUGCAGUCUCAACCUGCUCUUUUGCACAUUUUGAGUGUUAAGGAAAGACUAGAGGCUUUGGUGCUGUGGUGAGUAUCAGUGGAGGACAGCAGCGGAUUUCAACCUCCCCAAGAGCUGGGUGGGCAGGAGCUCCCAAGCUGGCAACAUUUUUCCUUGUUGUCUUUCCAACCAAAGUGUAGGUGAAAGCUGGCAGAAACGCAGGCAGGCAAAAUGUGUUUUAAAAAGCUUGUUUAAUCCUUUUUGUGGGAGUGUCUCAGGAAAAAUGGUUGAUCUCUGCAAUAGAUGCUAGUUUUUCCCCCAUCUGCACAACCUUGCUGUACAAUUUAAGCAGCUCUGAAGCCCCUGUCUUCCCAAGCUGCCUUGGCUGAAAAGUGACAACACCUCUUCCCAAAUUAGAGCAGCAAGGCUGGGACUGGUGAAGCUUUUACUUUUAAUUAUCAGGCAGAGGGAAGACCAUCCUCUGGGAACACACAUAUCAUACCAAAUACCCUUAUGAAUUGUAUGCCUCCACAUGGAAAAUUACUCUUAAAGGAUUAAUUCUCACUAGAAGUCUUAGCAAGCUAUAAUUUAUUUGGUCUCUUUAAUUUACCCCCAUUAUAUUUUCAACACUGGGAUGUUGGUUGCAACUUUUUUUUAACUGUAAAAAUACA